AUGUUGAAUAAUAUCUAUACACAUCUGGGUUCUCGAAUGCGUUCUUUUGUGAUCCUCUAUCAACAUUUAGGCAGCAUCGGAUUCGUAACCUAUCCUCCUCCUCGGCCAGCCCGAAAAUUAUUUGGAUCCUAUUGUGAGGAAACCGGUGCUGCAGCUGGUCAGACACUUGCGCCUCCCGGGCUUGUCAGCACCGGUGAGGUCAAUGUGACAGCUUGA
Molecule: messenger RNA, 216 nt
Organism: Echinostoma caproni
Lineage: Eukaryota; Metazoa; Platyhelminthes; Trematoda; Plagiorchiida; Echinostomatidae
Source: the annotation of a GenBank genome assembly